CAUUCAGAUUAUUAUGCAUGCAUUAGUCAUUCCAUUGCUGAACUCCAAAAAUGGGAGCGUCAGUAAUCUACAGUACAACCCCUCCACGGUGGCCUUUCUAUGAGUGAACAUAUAUAGUAAAGACUACUCGAUCAUAUAUCUUGUCUUGGUAUAUUGCCAGCUAACUAGGUUAGCAAAAAUUGUUGCUUCAGGCUUUUAGUUCGUCUCCAUCAUCUCUGUUGUUUAACUUGGAGUAUAUAUGGAGGCUUUCAUGGGCAGUUACAAGGAGAAAGAAAACCAAGAAGAAAAUCAAGAUGAUCAUCAUCAUGAGAUCCUCAAAACUAGAAUCUCUAGCCAUCCUUUAUAUGGGCUCUUGGUUGAAACUCACCUAGACUGUCUGAAGGUAGGUGGUAAUGAAGAUGACCUAGAGGAAAGUGAUGCCCUCAGGGAUUAUAUGAAGCAGCUUGACAAUCACAAGACCAGUACUUUAGGAGAAUCAGAGCUCGAUCACUUCAUGGAAGCAUAUUGCUUGGCACUUAGGAAGCUGAAGGAAGCAAUGGAGGAACCUCACCAAAAGUCCAUGACUUUCAUAACUAACAUGCACCAUCAACUCAAGGAGCUAACCGCCACCAGGUCUCAUCUUGAUCUACCUGAAUCACCUGCCAGCUUCCACCACCACCGCCACACUUCUGGUGAAAGAAAGCCAGAGAUGAUCGACUGUGCCAGAAGAUCGAUCUAGAGCACAGGGACAGGAUGCAGCUCAUGUAUGGAACAUGAUUUUAAUUUGCGAAAUUAGGCGAAUGAAAGUCAGCAUUUUGUAGUUGUUAUUCAGUAGUGCCAUGUGCCAGAAAUCCAUUGGCUUAUGUGCAUGGUAUAAAUAGCCGGCUAUGUUAUUGCUGUAACUAACUUUAGUUCUUUGCAUUUUUCUUCCUCUGUAACGAAACAAACUCCAUUUCUCUCUCUAAUUCAAGGUUGCAUCUCUGCGUUUAUCGUCUACAAUCAGCUUUUC
Rosa rugosa (rugosa rose) is the source of this 988-nucleotide messenger RNA. Its product is annotated as homeobox protein knotted-1-like 1. The transcript has 4 exons. NCBI's taxonomy places the organism in Eukaryota, Viridiplantae, Streptophyta, Magnoliopsida, Rosales, Rosaceae. Gene Ontology annotation, molecular function: DNA binding. Bases 239 to 718 code for a protein of 159 amino acids. The record is from RefSeq and is a predicted model, not a curated record. Gene Ontology annotation, cellular component: nucleus.